AUGCCUGGAAAUAAGAUCCUUGUCACGGGUGGAUCCGGCUAUAUUGGAUCGCACACCAUUAUAGAACUGCUGAAUGAAGGUUACGAGGUGGUGGCCAUCGACAAUUUACGCAACUCAUCGUACGAAGCGAUUCGCCGUAUUGAGCAGAUCACUGGAAAAAAAGUGACGUUUUACAAGGUCGAUCUGUUGGACAAGAAGGCGUUGCAACAAGUAUUCCAGCGACAAUCCAUUUGGGCUGUGAUCCAUUUUGCUGGGCUAAAAGCGGUUGGCGAGUCAACGAAGAUCCCUCUCGACUAUUUCCAUGACAACAUCACCGGAUCUAUUCUAUUGAUGAAGGCUAUGAAAGAAGCAGGUGUCAAGAAUAUCGUUUUCUCAUCAUCGGCUACUGUGUAUGGAGAACCCAAGGUCGUUCCUAUUCCUGAGACAUCACCCACAGGUGCCAAAAACCCAUAUGGCCAUACCAAAGAGACAAUUGAGCACUUGAUUGAAGAUGUAUGUGAAUCAGACAAGGAAUGGAACGGGGCAUUACUACGAUAUUUUAAUCCCGUGGGCGCACAUCCUUCUGGCAACAUUGGUGAAAAUCCGCUUGGUAUCCCUAACAACUUGAUGCCCUUUUUGGCUCAAGUCGCUAUCGGUCGUCGUGAAUAUCUCUCUAUCUUUGGUAAUGAUUAUGAUACUCCUGAUGGUACUUGUAUUCGCGAUUAUAUAGACGUUGUGGAUCUUGCCAAAGGUCACAUUGCUGCAUUGAAGAAGCUCCAAAAGGAUCCACAUAUCGGCUGCAUUGCAUACAACUUGGGCACAGGACGUGGGCAAUCGGUGCUUGACAUGGUGCAUGCGUUCAGCAAGGCUGUCGGCCAUGAAUUACCAUACAAACUUGUGGGUCGUCGAGCUGGUGAUGUACCACGACUGGUUGCUGACGCUGAAAAAGCCAACAAAGAACUUGGAUGGAAAGCAACAAAGACGCUUGAGGAGACAUGUGCUUCAUUAUGGAACUGGCAAACCAAGAAUCCCAAAGGACUUGAAGAUUGUCCUGGUGAUGCACCACCUGAAUCCAUUAUUUCCUACCUGUAA
Molecule: messenger RNA, 1071 nt
Organism: Lichtheimia ornata
Lineage: Eukaryota; Fungi; Mucoromycota; Mucoromycetes; Mucorales; Lichtheimiaceae
Product: UDP-glucose 4-epimerase GalE
Exons: 4
Coding region: 1-1071 (356 amino acids)
Biological process (GO): beta-D-galactose catabolic process via UDP-galactose, Leloir pathway
Cellular component (GO): cytosol
Molecular function (GO): UDP-glucose 4-epimerase activity
Source: RefSeq, a predicted model, not a curated record